This is a messenger RNA of Cinclus cinclus, 1622 nucleotides long. RefSeq names its product ETHE1 persulfide dioxygenase (gene ETHE1). The transcript has 7 exons. The record is from RefSeq and is a predicted model, not a curated record. Bases 732 to 1496 code for a protein of 254 amino acids. Gene Ontology annotation, molecular function: sulfur dioxygenase activity. Gene Ontology annotation, biological process: hydrogen sulfide metabolic process; glutathione metabolic process. NCBI's taxonomy places the organism in Eukaryota, Metazoa, Chordata, Aves, Passeriformes, Cinclidae.
GUGGCUUUUCUCGCCGGUGGGGCGGGGCCCACGUGAAGGGCGUUGCCGCUUUAAGAAGUUUCUCCAGGUGUAAAACGCUGAAAUCAGGUAAACGCCGCAUUAAUUAACAAAAAGGCGUCGUUAAUUGUGCAACAGCAAUUAACGAUGAGCGGCAGGAUCCACGGACGGACAAUAAAAAUCUACAAUUGAGGCAGAAAGAGAUGAUUGAUAAUUACGAUAAUUAAUUAAUGCCGCAAACGAACAGUUGUAAAAAAUCAACGAUUGGCUGGAAAAGCAGGUGAUAAAAAAAAAAAAAAAAAAAAAAAAAGCAGAGUUUUAUGAAGACUGAGAGGUAAAAAUUAUGCUCGAAAUAAAUAAAUGGGGAAUAUAGAAAAAAAGUACAAUAAACGCAUCGGGUGUUUAAAUAAGAAACAGAUAAACGCAAUAAAUCGAUUAAGCGCGUAAAAACUCGAAUAAAUUUAUAAUAAACACGUAACAAACGAAUUUAUAAUUAAUAAAAAAAAAACCCCAAAUCACUGCCCAGGUCGUUGCCGCUUUAAAUCGGGCCCCACCGCUCCCAUUCCACUCAAUCCGCCGUCCCCGCGUUGCCCUUUUAAGACGCGUCGCCGCUUUAAGCGCGGCCCCACCUUGAAGCCGUUGCCCCUUUAAGGCUUUGCCGCCGCUUUAAGCCCCGCCCCCUCCCCUGCCGCUCUUAAAGCGGCCGCGCUCUCCUUGCGGGCCCCACCGCCGCCAUGUUGCUCCGCCGGCUCGCCUCUGUCGCGACAGCGCGAGGCCUCGCGACAGCGCCGGGGGCGGGGCGACAGCUGCUGAUGCGGCAGCUUUUCGAGGCCUCGUCGUGCACCUACACGUACCUGCUGGCGGACGCGGGCAGCGGCGACGCCGUCAUCAUCGACCCCGUGCUCGAGACCGUGCCCCGGGACCUGCAGCUGCUGCGGGAGCUCGGCCUCACCUUGCGCUACGCAGCCAAUACGCACUGCCACGCGGAUCACGUGACGGGCUCGGGCGCGCUCCGGCGCGCGCUCGGCUGCGCCAGCGCCAUUUCCCGAGCGAGCGGCGCAUGCGCGGACGUGCGGCUGGGGGAGGGGGACGAGCUGCGCUUCGGGAGCUUCGCGCUGCGGGUGCUCCCCACCCCCGGCCACACCCCGGGCUGUGUCACCUUCGUGCUCGAUGACUCCUCCAUGGCCUUCACUGGGGACGCGCUGCUGGUGCGGGGCUGCGGCCGCACGGAUUUCCAGCAGGGCUGCGCGCGCACCCUGCACCGCUCCGUGCACGAGAGAAUCUUCACCCUGCCCGAGAGCUGCCGGAUCUACCCCGGGCACGACUACCAGGGCCACACGAUGACCACGGUGGGGGAGGAGCGGCUGCACAACCCCCGCCUGCGCCUGAGCCCCGACGACUUCGUGGCGCUGAUGGAGCGGCUGCAGCUGCCCCGCCCCCGCCUCAUGGACCUCGCCGUUCCCGCCAAUCUCCGCUGCGGGAUCCAGGACGAGCCUUAGCCCCGCCCCCUUUUUUUUUUUUGGGAGAAGUGGGAGGGGCGAAAGCCACACCCAUGCGAGAGGGGGAAAAAAAAAAUUCCGUCCGAUUUCCGGUUCCGGUUGAAGCCACGCCCCUUUUGUUGUAUU